Adineta ricciae is the source of this 3648-nucleotide messenger RNA. The record is from the annotation of a GenBank genome assembly. NCBI's taxonomy places the organism in Eukaryota, Metazoa, Rotifera, Eurotatoria, Adinetida, Adinetidae.
AUGGCUUCCACGAGUUCAUUUCGAAUCGAUCAAAGAGUUUUUAUUCCUGGCAAAAGUUUAGGCACAAUUGCAUUCAUUGGAAAAACAGAAUUCGCCGAUGGGGAAUGGAUUGGUGUUAUACUUGAUGAACCAAAGGGCAAAAAUAAUGGAAGCGUUCGAAAAAAAGAUGGAUCUCUGGUCAAGUAUUUCACAUGUCUUGACAAUCACGGUCUCUACGUUCGACCUAGUCAAAUAGAAUUUAUUAUUGAUGAAUCGGAUACACAUCUACCUCAAUCAGCAUCCAAUCAUUCAGUCAAGUCGCAGUCGAAUGGGCCAGAAAACGGUCAAACAAAAUCAUCUAGCUUAUCAUCAAAGCAAUCGAAUCAUCGCACAUCUACGCGAGUUUCAGGUAAACGUUCUUCCCGAACAUCUCAGUCAAUCGAUGAUAAACUAUCAACUUCUAAAGAUGACACAACGCAACCCUUAAUAUCGGAACCACAAUCAAAACCAAUAACUAUUGUGUCAUCAUCGGAAUCUCCGACAUUUGAUGCUGAACAGUUGAUAUACAAUCUUCAGAACAAAAUCAUUGACCAAAAAGAACAAAUACAAACGUUGAUUGACAAGCGUCGCGAUGAUUUCGAGAAAAUUAAAGAAUUCGAGAGAAUUAAACUGCAAUUAGAACAACUACAAGCCAAUAAACACGAAGCUCAACAACGUAUCAAUGAAUUGAACGAGAAAUUUCAACAGCAAAAGACCGAACUGAAUGAUGUUCGAGAAAAGUUUGCUGCUUACCGUGAAGAAAUGGCUGACACUGAAAUUCGCAUUGAAUCUCUAACACUCGAUCUCGAAAUUGCCGAAGAAAAAUUGGAAAUGUUAACAUCGGAAAAUACUGCGUUGAAGUUCAAACUUGAAGAAGUUGAAUUAGAAUACGAUGUGAUGAAAGGCGAGAUGCAAUUGAAUGGAUCGAAUCAUGUAGCAAAUGGUCUACAGAAGAAAGCGGACGAUGAACGAACGAUUAAAAUGGAACAAGCGUUAAUCAAACUAAGAGAUUUAUUAUUAACUGAGAAAGCAGAAAAUGAAUCAUUGAAAAACGAAUGUAAAUUAAUGGAACAAAGAGCUGAGAAAUUAAUUGAAGAGCAUGAAAAUGCAAAAACUGAUAUUGCAACAAUGCAAGCUACGAUAACUGAUUUGAAGGAACAGGUUGAUAUCUAUGUGGGUGCUCAACAGAUGGCUGAUAUGUUAACAACCAAGAAUCUUUCGCUUGAAGAACAAGUUCGAGAAUUACAAGAAGAAGUGGAUAAUCUCGAAUCAAUCUGUGACAUGGAUAAAGAAAUUGAAGAGAGUGCCAAAGAAGUCGAACAGGAACUCCGUCAAUCAAUUGAUUUAUUACAGAACCAACUUCAUGAAAAAGAGCGACAAGUCGAACAACUUCACUAUACAAUUUCUGAUCAUGAAAGAACAAUAUUAAAAUUUCGUGAAAGUCUAAAAAACAUGCAAACGCAAAAUGAACAAACAAAAAGACAAUUGGAAAAAUACGAUGAACAAUUGAAAUUAGUCGGCUCUCUUCAAUCGAGUGAAUUCAAAGCGAAAGUGAUUGAAACGAAAACUUAUGGCGAGUUCAUUGAAAAUGAAUUACGAAAAGUUCAAGUAGUGAAUUUAACUCAACAUAUUCAAUAUCUGACAUUGUUUCUUCCAAUACAAAUGACAAAACGUGGCGGUGAUCAUGAUUGCGUUCUGGUUCAUUUACUUAUCCAACGAUUAGUUGCAAAAUGCGAAGUAUUAAUGAACGAGACGCUGAAAAAGGUUCAACGAAUUGAUCAAGUAACUGCGGAUGAUGUGUUAAGAUCGCAUCGAGCAGAACAAUGGAGUUUCGCGUGUAAAAUUUUACAAUCAUUAGCCAUUUUUGCAAUGAUCUUAAGGAAAUACAACAACGUGUUGGAAGUAUGCAAUUCAAAUAUGCUUCGUCAACUAGCAAAUUCUUAUCAUGAUCUACUAUCGCAUGAAAAAUCAAUAGAUUUUCUACUUGAAUUGCUAAAAAAGGAUCAACUAUACGAUUCGAUAACAUUGAAUACUUUAGAAAAGACAACAGCGUUUUAUGAACAUAUCUAUAAAAGUCAUUUGAAUGAAGAGAAAUUGUCCAUGGUGAACUAUUUACAAGACGUAAUGCGUGUCAUUUCAUUCAGUAGCGAUGCACUGCAAGCAGAUAUUCAACGGAUACAAAUUUUGCAAAAGGAAUUCGAAGAAAACAACAAUGAACAAGGCCCAUUUACGAUGCUGAUUAUGCGUCUUAUGGAAAGCAAUGAACACUUACGAGCUCAAGCUGGCAAAAUCAACCGUCUUGUAUCCAACGAAGAUGAUUCGAAUCGUUCAUUAGUUCUUGAUACAGACACAAUAUUUUCGAUUGAAUCGACUAUUCGACAUCUCGUGCGUUUGACAAAAACAUUCUAUGAAAUAUGUUCUGGUUUGACAAAUCAAAUUCUCAUACUUUCUGAUCCAAAUGAGCGAAUAAGCACGCAAGACAUUGAAAGUAUUGCCUAUCAAGCAUGUGAUAAGAUUUUCAAACAAGAAAAUGACGGUCCAUACGAUAGUUUAUGGAAUUCAAUGUAUGAAAGUGUUUCCACUAUCAUGAAACUUAGCAGUUCAUUGGAAGAUGGUUUGUUCGAUUCAAAAAUGAUCGAUACUAAUGAAAAGCCUAAACAAGCAAUCUAUAUCUUGGCGGAACAAUUCAAAUUGCUCAUGAAUGAACUGGAAACCAUUCGCCACCGUUUCGAGUUGAAAGAAGAAGAAUUAGUCGAUGUUAAAAAAUUGCUCAAAUUAAAACAAGAUGAGACAAGCGAAUAUUGUAUACGUUUAGCAUUGAAUGACAAAAAACUGGAUACUCUUUCCAAACAAUUCGAUGACGAUAGAUCGAAAUAUUUACAAAUGCUCGAAACAACUCGAAUGAAUGCACAAAAAGAAAUCGAACAAUGUGAAGAUGCCAUGGCAGUACUACAAAAUGAUAACGAAAAACUCGAACAGGAAAUAAAUGAACUAAAGGACUGUCUUAAACAGCAAUCUGAACUGACGAAAAGGAGCAGUAUUGUGCCAAAAAUCGAUGGUCAACAUAUCUCAUCUAGACAAGUGUUAGUACCACAUCUCAGCCAAGAUUUGAUUAGAUUUGAAACGAUGGAACAAGAGAUUACAACACUUCGAAAUACUGUUCGAUUAUUAAAAGAUGAACUAUGGCAAUUGAAAAUGAGCCAUACAUCAAAUGAAUUAACAAAACUUGCCACACCAAUGCGAGAUACCAAAUCAACUGAAAUCAAUGAUAUUUAUAGAAGUUCAACGUUACUUUUAAAUGAUCUUUUUAGUACUAUUGCUAAUUAUAAAAUCACUGGAGAAAAUGUUGCUGUUAAGCAAGAAUUAAUACGUUCAAAAAUGAAAUUAGUUGAUCAAACAGCAGUCAGUCUCAAUCAUCGUCUACACCAAUGCCAAAGUCAAAUUCUUCCCGGUUCGACUAUUGAAACCGACAUGAAAACAUUCUUAAAUCCACAAUUUUCCAAAUUUCUUGCUGAAGAUCGCCAACUCGCCGCAGAAAUUCAUCUACCUGGUGAACAUGCUGGUGGUGAUGUCGAUUUGACUCAAGAACAGUAUUGCCGUAUCAUGCAGUCAGCUAUUGGGUGUAUCUAG